AUGUCUGACAUUCCUCCUCCACAAUCCAUGAUACCUCCUGGAAGUACCCCAUCUUACCCCCAAUUACGCUAUGACCAAGCUGGAAAUGCGCUCACCCGCGAUAAUGUUGGCGCUUGGGUGUCUCAUCCAGGCAUCUGCCAAACUCUUACAACUGAUCGGUCCUUUUGGUUCGAACAUGGCGACAGUUAUCAGGCUGCUUUCAUUCCAGCCUUCCAGUCCCACGAAAGCACACCUCCACCAUUGUCGGCGUCCAGUUCUCGCCUUGCUUUGCGUGAGCUGCUGACCACCAACACCAACAUGAUUAAUCCUGAGCUCGUCCCCCUACCUCACUCUGACGAUAUGGACUUGAUCGACCCCGCCAGCAUUGCGGAGGCCUGCGGCUACACUCCAGCCACCAAAACAGCAGGCGCACAUCGCAAGGCCAAAGCUGCGAGGGGCAAAGACAAGGAGAAGGAGAAUGUAGGAUACCCUAACCCAAAGAAGCGUUCUCGAGAGGACAGAGAUGAGGAUGAUGAUCUCCCUCUCAGUCAACACGGGUGGCAGACUGUUCAUGUUAAGUUCGGCCAAUGGGCCAAGGUGAACCGCUGGCCUGAACGCAAACUCACUUCACUCGAAACGAAGUUCAAGCAGUUGGUGAAGACUAUGAAGCCAACUGGAGACGGAACCCGUGACCUGCACAACACGGAUUACAACACCAUUGAAGAUGAUGACAGUCACUCCGUCAACUCUGACCAGAUCCAGGAUGAGCGUGCCUCCCCCCCAAUUCAGCAUACAGCUAUUGCCCGCUCCACUCCUUCCACCCAGCGCAACCGCAAUGAAGACCACACUAAUCGUAGCCUUGCCACCACACAACUAUUUACCCAAAGCCAGCAGCUCCGCGAUUCUCAAGCCGCCAUGGAAACGCUGCAUGGCCAACUCUUCUAUUUGCAUGCUCGCAUGUACGACAUUGAACGCGAGCGCAAUCGGGCCGAGCUUUGCAUCGAAAUGAUGCAGAUGAGAGGUUCCACACGCCGUCAGCAUGUUCAGAUGCCCAAACGCAAGAAUCUGCAUCAGGAGUGGUACCCUGAUGGUGGGGGAUCUAUUAGGUGGCUUACUGAUGAAGGUGAAAGUACCACAUCUAAGGGGCCCAAGCCACCCCGCCUUCGAAGAUGCGGCCCAUCCAGACAUCUCAAAUAUUCUGAUUGCCCAUACUUUGAGGACAUCGCGGAUGAGCCUAUCAAGCCCAUUCAAAAGGAAGGGGUACCAAUGUACCAUUCUAUUCGUCCUGAACGGUACCAAUGUACCAUUCUACUCGUCUUGAACGUCUUUCCUGUUUGCCUUCUUGUCCGUCUCAUCUUCUCCAUCAAAAUCGGUACCAAUGUACCAUUCUACUCGUCUUAA
Messenger RNA from Suillus paluster, 1380 nucleotides. RefSeq lists its product as uncharacterized. NCBI's taxonomy places the organism in Eukaryota, Fungi, Basidiomycota, Agaricomycetes, Boletales, Suillaceae. The coding region runs from base 1 to 1380 and encodes 459 amino acids. The record is from RefSeq and is a predicted model, not a curated record. The transcript has 9 exons.